Molecule: messenger RNA, 1011 nt
Organism: Musa acuminata subsp. malaccensis (wild Malaysian banana)
Lineage: Eukaryota; Viridiplantae; Streptophyta; Magnoliopsida; Zingiberales; Musaceae
Source: RefSeq, a predicted model, not a curated record
AUCCUUCGAAAAACCACUCGUGGAUUCGCCCUUCCCACCAUUGUUUCUGUCGCGAACACGAACAGUGCCGACAUCUCGCAGCUUCCUCUCACCGCGCCCGACGAUGGCUCCCAAGGAAACCCUCUCCAUCGAAGUGGCCGAGGAUGCGGAGGAGGAGCUGGAGCCCCUUUUCAACUAUGGCCGCGUCCAGCCCGUGGAUUUCCUCUCCUUCGAAGAUGACGCCUUUGAUUCCUCCCCGAUCGUCUCCAAUGGCAAGCGUAAGCGGGCCUCUGAUCCCACCGAGCUUAAGGCAAGGACCGGUCGCGAAGCCAUGGUUGUCUUAGACGAUGAUGAAGAAGAUUUGAAGGCGCAGGAAGACGCGGAUUGGUUGCCUCUGCCGCCCCCUAGGGUUCCAAGUUCAGGCUUGGGACUACAAGAAGAUAGCACUCUACUAGAACUGCGAUUACAUAAGCAGGAAUUAGCAUCACUUGCUCAAUCUGCCCAAGAAGUGCUGCAGCAAGUGGAGGAAGCUGCAAAAAUGGAACAUAAUAAUUCAGGAAAAUCUGUUGAACAACUGCCAAAACAACAAGUUCAAAGACAAAAGAUAGUUAUAUCCAUUCAGGACAAAGAAGGACAAAAGCAAUUCCGCAUUUACACGGAUGACAAGUUUGAGAGGCUCUUUAAACUGUAUGCUGAGAAGGUACAGGUCAAGCUUGAUAAUCUGGUCUUUUCUUUUGAUGGAGAUAAAAUUAGCACAAAUGCAACACCCGAUAGCCUUGGCUUGGAGGAUGACGACAUCAUUGAAGUUCAUGUGAAAUCGCAAUAGAAACCAGGUAUUAUAUGAUUUUAGGUGCAGAACUUAACAGAGACAAGGAGUGGUUGAUGACCUAAGGUGUUUUAUGUUAAAUGGGCAAAACUAUUGUUUUCCAUCCCCCGGUAUAUUGUGCAAGUUGGACGUAUAUAUGUACAAGACUCUGAAUUUUGUAGAUUCUGAACUCUCAAAAGUAAAACAUAUGAGCUUCCACCUGUCAA